Molecule: messenger RNA, 2454 nt
Organism: Aspergillus nomiae NRRL 13137
Lineage: Eukaryota; Fungi; Ascomycota; Eurotiomycetes; Eurotiales; Aspergillaceae
Product: peptide alpha-N-acetyltransferase complex A subunit NAT1
Exons: 4
Coding region: 1-2454 (817 amino acids)
Biological process (GO): N-terminal peptidyl-methionine acetylation
Cellular component (GO): cytoplasm; NatA complex
Molecular function (GO): protein binding; protein-N-terminal amino-acid acetyltransferase activity
Source: RefSeq, a predicted model, not a curated record
AUGCCACAACCAUUGAGUUCUAAGGACGCAUCCUUGUUCCGCCAGGUGGUUCGCCACUAUGAGAAUAAACAACAUAAGAAAGGUAUCAAGACCGCGGAGCAAAUUCUUCGGAAGAACCCCAACCAUGGCGAUACCCUAGCAAUGAAGGCGUUGAUUACCAGCAACCUUGGUCAGCAAGAAGAGGCCUUUGCGAUGGCCAAGGAAGCUCUCAAGAAUGACAUGAAAUCGCACAUCUGUUGGCACGUUUACGGUCUGCUAUAUCGAGCGGAGAAGAACUACGAGGAGGCAAUCAAGGCAUACAGAUUCGCAUUGAGGAUUGAACCGGAGUCUCAGCCUAUCCAGCGUGACCUUGCCCUGCUUCAGAUGCAAAUGCGGGAUUACCAGGGAUAUAUCCAGAGCCGAACCACCAUGCUCCAGGCCCGACCCGCUUUCCGCCAGAACUGGACGGCUUUGGCUAUCGCACAUCAUUUGGCAGGAGAUCUGGAAGAGGCGGAGAAGGUGUUAACGACGUAUGAGGAGACCUUGAAGUCCACGCCACCAGUUUCCGACAUGGAGCACUCGGAAGCCGUUCUGUACAAGAAUUCGAUUAUGGCCGAGGCAGGCAAGCUCGAGCAGGCUUUAGAACACCUCGAAAACGUGGGUCACAGAAUUACGGAUGUGCUGGCCGUCAUGGAGAUGAAGGCGGACUACCUUCUGCGGCUUGACAGGAAGGCGGAGGCAGAGGUCGCGUACACUGCGCUUCUCGACCGCAAUCCCGAGAACUCGAUGUACUAUGAUGCUCUGAUCAGAGCUAAGGGUAUUGCCGACGAUGACCACUCGGCUCUGAAGGCUGUAUACGACUCUUGGGUGGAGAAGAACCCUCGUGGCGAUGCUCCUCGUCGGAUCCCACUGGACUUCUUGGAAGGUGAGGAUUUCAAGCAAGCUGCUGAUGCUUACUUGCAACGUAUGCUCAAGAAGGGCGUUCCUUCUCUUUUUGCGAAUAUCAAAUCCCUAUACACCAACACUUGGAAACGUGACACAGUGCAGGAGUUGGUGGAAGGCUACGUUUCCGCACCUCAAACCAACGGUUCUGCGGAAGGCGAGGCGAACGGCGACAACAAGGAUUUCCUCUCUUCCUCCCACUAUUUCCUCGCGCAGCACUACAACUACCACCUCAGCCGCAAUCUGACCAAGGCCAUGGAGCAUGUCGACAAGGCUAUCGAGCUGUCUCCUAAGGCCGUAGAAUACCAGAUGACCAAGGCCAGGAUCUGGAAGCACUAUGGUAACAUCGAGAAAGCGGCAGAGGAAAUGGAGAAGGCUAGGCAGCUGGAUGAGAAGGACCGUUAUAUCAACUCCAAGGCCGCCAAGUACCACCUUCGCAACAAUGACAACGAUAAGGCACUUGAAAACAUGAGCAAAUUUACUCGGAAUGAGGCUGUCGGUGGUGCGAUGGGCGAUCUUCACGAGAUGCAGUGUGUCUGGUAUCUGACCGAGGAUGGCGAGUCUUAUCUGCGCCAGAAGAAACUUGGGCUUGCACUCAAGCGCUUCCAUGGAAUCUACAAUAUCUUCGACACUUGGCAAGAAGACCAGUUUGACUUCCAUAGCUUCUCAUUGAGGAAGGGCAUGGUCAGGGCAUAUGUUGACAUGGUCCGCUGGGAGGAUCGCUUGCGUCAACAUCCCUUCUACACUCGGGCGGCUCUUUCUGCCAUUAGGGCAUACCUACUUCUCCACGACCAACCAGACCUCGCUCAUGGGCCCUUGCCCAACGGUGCCGAGGGUGACGCUGACAGCGCUGAGCGUAAGAAGGCUCUCAAGAAGGCCAAGAAGGAGCAAGAGCGACUGGAGAAGAUUGAGGCCGACAAGAGAGCGGCAAGGAAAGCAGCAAGCACCAAGGGCGGUGAUGGUGAAGUGAAGAAGGAAGACCCCGACCCGCUUGGCAACAAGCUUGUCCAGACCCAGGAGCCACUCAAGGAGGCAACCAAGUUCCUGACUCCGCUCUUGGAGUCCAGCCCCAAGAGCAUUGAGGCCCAGAAUCUUGGAUUCGAGGUCUAUCUCAGGAGAGGUAAAUAUGCGCUCGCACUCAAAUGCCUCUCGGCCGCCCAUGCAAUUGAUGCUUCCAACCCAACCCUUCACAUUCAGCUUCUCCGUUUCCGCAAGGCAUUGGACGGUCUCUCUGAGCCACUGCCACCUCAGAGCCUCGACGAGUGGAAUGACUCUUUCCUGUCGGCACACAAGGACAGCGCGCCCCACACACAAGCAGGCCUGACAUGCCGGCAGCUACUGAAAGCAGACUCCAAGGCGCAGUGUGAGAAGGAUCUCACCGCCACCCUUGACUCGCAAAUUGAUAGCAUCGAGACCGCUCUUGCUGGCCUGCAAUUGUUGGACGAGUGGAAAAGCGACCAGGCCGCAAAGGCCGCUUACGCUGAGAAGGCCAAGAGCAAGUGGCCUGAGUCGUCAGUAUUCCAGCUGAACUAA